This is a messenger RNA of Drepanopeziza brunnea f. sp. 'multigermtubi' MB_m1, 2136 nucleotides long. Lineage: Eukaryota; Fungi; Ascomycota; Leotiomycetes; Helotiales; Drepanopezizaceae. The record is from RefSeq and is a predicted model, not a curated record.
AUGAGCGAGUUGGGCAAGGAUGAAGAUGAGAUGGAGAGAAUCGACCUCGACACUGCUCCGGUCCCUGUGUUGGAGCUGAUACCGAUAUCCGCGACUCCAGCCACGAAUGCGAAAGGAAAUCGGAACGGGAGUGGCUUUGUGCCGCUGGUUACCGUCGUGGACUUCCAUCAUGCGAGAGGCCCAGAGGUCGAGAGCUGGUUCGGGGUUCCCGAAGGCGUGGAUCCAGCUGUUGAGAACGAGUGGCCUCUUCUGCCAUUCAUGGCCUUGAGCGACGGCGCGCAUGCUUCUACGGAAGACUUCUCCUACUUCACCCUUCUCCGCCCUGCGCACCCAGACUCCAACCUCCCCGCGACCUCCCUCUUCGGCAUCUCCUGCACGCGCCAGCUCGACUCAUCCUCGCUGCUCAACCGUCCCGCGGACGUGACGCGCUCCACGGUACAGAAGGCCGUGGUCGUGAUAGCCGACACGCCUCAGUUCUUCGGCAUGCUGCGGGAGCGCCUGUCUGUCGUCACGACGGCCUGGUUCGCACAGCGCGAGUUUACCGACACGGAGAUCCUGAAGCGCUUCCAGGAGAGCCUGCAGGAUGAGAAGGAGCGCGGUGUUGGCGCCGGCGAGGAGGAUAGGGAGGAGUAUCUGGGUAUGAGUCUGAGGGAGCUGGUGAGAGAGUUCAGGUGGCAGACGCUGGUGCUGUUCAAGUGCUGCUUGCUGCAGCCAAAGGGGAGUUUGUUUGGUCCUUAUACCCCUUUGCAACAACUCGAUAUUCUUGCCGACUACGGCACGAAAUCAUACAUUGUCGGCUCGACGAACUCAUUACUGCUUCAGCAAAAAGAUCGCUACAGCGAUAUUCUAAUCAAUUUGGACAGCAGUACUAUCAACAUCAGUUCCAGCAGCCUGCGCUCAGCUCUGGCUCUUUCUGUGGCUGAUCGCAGGUGGAUCGACUUCAUUACACAGUCCGUUAACGAUACUUGGGAUGGCGCCAACCCUGGGCGUCCCAAAACAAUGGGCUACGUCGGUUCAGAGGAAUUCAUUCGCCUGCAAUUUGAAGAAUACCUCCUUUCCCUCAUCUCAGCAGUAAAAUGUCACAACUACAUGCAGAACCAUGCCCAUAAUCCCAAAGCUCAUCUCCCCCAGGUCCAAGGCGAUCCUUCACACGACUUCGGCGCCGACUGGAUCGAAGCCUGGUCCCGCUCCGAGAACUACCGCAUCUGGGACCGCUACACAGACUCGCAUCUCUUCGACGUCGUCGAGCCCAAGCAUCCCUGCGCAGGCGGUCUUACCAUCGAAGACGUGCAGCGUAGGAUGAUGGAGCAAGUCAAGGAGUACCACCUUGACGAGCGCUUUGCGACCGGCAAGGAAGUCCUCGGCCGUAACCUGCAAGCCGGUAAAGAAAAGGCAAGUACGGUGUUUAACAAGCUGUACGCGGAUAUGGAAGCGUUACGUGAAGCCCAGCGCAAGAAAUACGAAGAAGCGCAACGUAACGGGACAGCACCGCAGCCCAGCAGUCCAAGGCUCGCGGCACCGGAUCUGAAUGGGGCGAAGCAGACGGUACAGAGCGUGGGGAGUAAAGCCGGGGCGUACAUUGGGAGCUGGGGGACGUGGGUGGGGGAGAAGCGGAAGACGGGGUGGGGGCGCGGCCCUUCUACCACUGCUAGCGCUCACAUCCAAGCCCAGAAUCAGGCGAAAGAGAACGCGGUCAAGGAAAAAAGUCCUCUGGGGGAAGAUGACAGGCCCAAGACGGGAGAGAGCUACGAGGAGAGCCUCUUUGACGCGGAGCAGCAUGAUAUCACGCCGCGGGAUAUCACACCGCGGGAUAUCACACCGCGGGAUAUUACGCCGCGGGACAUUACGCCGCGGGACAUUACACCGCGGGAUAUCACGCCGAAAGUAGCCUCUCAACCUAGUACAUUCCGCUUUCACGAGGAGGUUGAGGAUGAUGAUGCGCGUGGUGAUGGUGAUGGUGGUGGUGGUGGUGGGAACACGACGGCUGUAGUGCCUCCGAGCGAGGAGAGUCAGGCCUGGGGCGAGGAGAAGGAGGAUCGGAAGCAGAGAGGUGAUGUGGAUGCCGAGAGGAAGGAGCGCAGCAGUGCCGUUGCGGAAGCGGUGCAGGCUGCUACCCAGACGCCGAUUUCGCCUUGA